Molecule: messenger RNA, 6248 nt
Organism: Oncorhynchus masou masou (cherry salmon)
Lineage: Eukaryota; Metazoa; Chordata; Actinopteri; Salmoniformes; Salmonidae
Gene: farp2
Product: FERM, RhoGEF and pleckstrin domain protein 2
Exons: 29
Coding region: 147-3518 (1123 amino acids)
Cellular component (GO): cytoskeleton
Molecular function (GO): guanyl-nucleotide exchange factor activity; cytoskeletal protein binding
Source: RefSeq, a predicted model, not a curated record
UGACAAAGUGUCUUGUGGCUUCGAGCUUUUCCCGGAGACCCAUCCAGUAUAUCGUAUUCAUUAUUGGAGUUCCAGGAUUUCAAGACGAAGGACAGAAGGAGUGAGUGACCCAGUGGGCUGGUUGGUGUGAGGGGAGAGCAGCAGCUAUGGGUGAAAUGGAGGGCUCCUACAGGGCCAUACAGACCCCUGGCACCCGGCUGGGAGCCCAGUUCAAUGCUGGGAUCAGUACCUUGGAGCCGGGCCAGAGCCUCAGUGAUGCCUUGGGCCCCGGGGGUAGGAGCCCAGGCAGAGGACUACAGCUCAGGGUCCAGGGCCUGGACGACUCCCAGGAGUUUUACGACUUGGAGUCCAGAGCUGACGGACAGACUCUUCUCUCUGAUGUGUUCCGGAGGAGCAACCUAAUGGAGAGCGACUACUUUGGCCUAGAGUUCCAGAACAUGCAGAUGAGCUGGGUUUGGUUGGAACCCACGAAGCUUGUUGUGAAACAAGUGAAGAGACCCAUGAACACCCUCUUCAGGCUGUCCGUGAAGUUCUUUCCCCCUGACCCUGGUCAGCUGCAGGAAGAGUACACUAGGUACCUGUUCUCCCUGCAGAUGAAGCGAGACCUGCUCGAGGGCAAGUUGAGCUGUACAGAAAACACCGCUUCCCUGCUGGCCUCACAUCUCCUUCAAUCGGAGAUAGGGGACUAUGACGACGUGGCGGACAGGGACUUCCUGAAGCUGAACAAGCUGUUGCCCAAUCAGGAGAGGAUACAGGAGAGGAUCAUGGAACUGCACUACAGACACCUCGGGCAGACUCCAGCCGACUCAGACUUUCAGGUUCUGGAGAUCGCCCGUAAACUGGAGAUGUACGGCGUCCGUUUCCACCCAGCAGCCGACCGCGAGGGAACGAAGAUCAACCUGUCCGUGGCUCACAUAGGCCUGCAGGUCUUCCAGGGUAACACCAAAAUAAACACCUUCAAUUGGUCCAAGAUCCGAAAACUGAGCUUCAAGAGGAAACGCUUCCUGAUCAAGCUAUACCCAGAGGUUCAUGGGCCUCACCAGGAUACCCUGGAGUUUCAGAUGGUCAGUCGGGACCAGUGCAAGAUCUUCUGGAAGAAUUGUGUGGAACAUCACUCGUUCUUCCGCCUCUUGGAUCAGCCGCAGCCCAAGUCUAAAGCCAUUCUCUUUAGUAGGGGAUCGUCAUUCAGAUACAGUGGGAGGACCCAGAAGCAACUAGUGGAAUAUGUCAAGGACAGCGGAGCAAGGAGGACACCAUAUCAGAGGAGGAACAGUAAGGUGAGGAUGUCGGCUCGGUCCCUGGCCCCCGAUGUGCCAAAACAGACAUUCUCCUUCAAUGACAGCUUGCGGGCGCCAGGUUCCCCAUCCUCUGCGACUGUGUCCUUCCACUCCAUACAAGUCUCCAGCUCCCCCCCACGUCCGGAGCCCCAGGCCCAGCCUCCACAGCCUCCUGCCCAGAGCCAGGCCCAGUCUACACAGCUUCCUCCCCAGCAGCAACAGACCCAGCUCCUGCCCCCACAGCUGGCCAGGCCCUCCAGCCCCACAGCGAAGGAGGACCCCCACAAGGCCACCGACAUCCCCCCAUGUCACCACGCCUUCUCACAAGGGUCCUCUAUGGACAGCCCCCAGCUCUCCCCGUUCAACUCCAAGAGCUCUCCCCUCUGCCUGUCCCCCUCCUUCCAGAUGUCUACGCUGAGUCUCCCGGGGGCAGGCCAGGCCCCCUCGCCCCUACAGAGCCCCAUCCUGAGUGAGGUGGGCACCAACAGGCUAGAGGAGGAGGAGGAGGAGGGCAGGAGGAAGCGAUAUCCCACCGACAAGGCCUACUUCAUUGCUAAAGAGAUUCUAACCACAGAGAGGACCUACCUGAAAGACCUAGAGGUCAUCACAGUGUGGUUCCGCAGCGCGGUGAUCAAAGAAAACGCCAUGCCAGAGGGGCUGAUGACCCUGCUGUUCUCCAACAUCGACCCCAUUUACGAGUUCCACAGGGGGUUCCUCAAGGAGAUCGACCAGAGACUGGCUUUAUGGGAGGGGCGCUCUAACGCUCAUGUGAAGGGAGACUACCAGAGGAUUGGAGACGUCAUGCUGAGGAACAUGUGUGCUCUCAAGGAGUUCACCAACUACCUGCAGAAACAUGACGAGGUGCUGACCGAGCUGGAGAAGGCCACCAAGCGCCUGAAGAAGCUGGAGACAGUGUAUAAGGAGUUUGAGCUUCAGAAGGUGUGUUACCUGCCUCUCAACACGUUCCUGCUGAAGCCCAUCCAGCGCCUCAUGCACUACAAACUGAUCCUAGAGAGACUGUGUAAACACUACAGCCCAGACCACCCCGACCACAACAACUGCAGAGAGGCCCUGAAGGAGGUGGCAGAGAUGACCAAUCAGCUCCAGAGUAGUUUGAUCCGUCUGGAGAACUUCCAGAAGCUGUCUGAGCUCCAGAGAGACCUGAUCGGCAUCGAAAACCUCACUGCGCCUGGCAGGGAGUUCAUUCGAGAGGGUUGUCUGUACAAGCUGACCAAAAAAGGGCUGCAGCAAAGGAUGUUUUUCCUGUUCUCUGACCAGCUCCUGUACACGAGUAAAGGUGUGACGGCCACCAACCAGUUCAAGGUCCAUGGCCAGCUGCCUCUGCACGGCAUGAUCGUGGAAGAGAGUGAGAACGAGUGGUCUGUUCCUCACUGCUUCACCAUCUACUCUGCCCAGAGGACCAUUGUGGUGGCAGCCAGCUCGAAGGUGGAGAUGGGGAAAUGGAUAGAGGAUCUCAACAUGGCAAUAGAGAUGACCAAGAAAUCUCAGGAGAAAUCAGACCUGUUCCUGGACCCAGGGCUGUGUGAUCGCUCCAACAGGUCGUCGGAUGAGGUUUCUCUGGAUCAGGAGUCAGAGGAUGACAUGUCGUCGUCCCGUAACUCUCUGGAUAAGCAGACCCAUCACCGUGCCAACAGCACCAUGCAUGUCUGCUGGCAUCGCAACACCAGUGUGUCCAUGUCAGAUCACAGCCUGGCUGUGGAGUGGCUGGCUGACUGUGUGGGAGUGGCUGUGUUCUGUUCCCCAGCCAUGUCUCCAGAGCUCCCUCCUCGUUACCUGCUGGGUCAGGGCCAGAGACCCAACACCAUCACACACGUCUGCUGGUACCGCAACCAGAACCUCUCACUCACUGAUUAUCUGCGCAUGAACCAGAACCAGCUCUCAGGUUACCUCCUACGGAAAUUCAAGAACAGCAACGGCUGGCAGAAGCUCUGGGUGGUCUUCACCAACUUCUGUUUGUUCUUUUACAAGACUCACCAGGAUGAUUUUCCGCUGGCCAGCCUCCCGUUGCUAGGUUACACCGUGAGCAGCCCGGGAGAGUCAGACAGCAUCCACAAGGAAUACGUCUUCAAACUGCACUUCAAGUCCCACGUCUAUUUCUUCCGGGCGGAGAGCGAGUAUACAUUUGAGAGAUGGAUGGAGGUGAUUAAGAGUGCGGCCAGUGCUACUGGCAGGAUGAGUCUCCUCAUACCUAAAGGUCCCCUGCAGAUGAAUGGGAACUAACUGCGCUCUUUGAUCUGAUCUACUGCGGCUUAGAAGCUUCUAUCUAAUCUGCGUCCCAAAUGGCACCCUAGGUUCAGUCCUAGAGAGCAAAGGGCUGGGCCCAAUAGACUCUGAGACAAUACUGUAUAAUAUUCUCUCUCUCUCUCUCUCUCUCUCUCUCCCUCUCGCUCUCAUUGGCAUCAUGUUCAAGUGGCACUCAUGUCUUGGAUUUUUUUUGUCAGAUAAGGGCUCAGUGAGUAACUGGAAAUUACUAUCUGUAUUAAUUCUCUCCUUAUGGAAUGGUCAACCAUUGUUAUGUGAGAAUCUGUUGAAACAAUGUAUCAGCGGGGAACGGAGUAACAUUCUAAAUCCAGUAAUUGGAUAGGUGGUUCAAGAGAGAAGGAUAUACUAGCGCUAUCACGAUCAACAAGGAUGCUUGAGGACAUCCUGUCAAGGAUGACUGUACACACUCAGCCAGCUGAGAAAGGGAACUGAAAGCGAGACUCAUAACCUUCUCAUGGCAGCCAGUGUAAAACAACUACAUCACAAAACAUAGGAUUGGUUUCCCACACUCGGAUUAAGUCUAGUCCUGGCCUUUAAAAAAAAGAAGCAUUUUUUAAAAUGGAAAAUCACCUUUUUGAAAGUUUUUUUUUUUUAAACUCCAGAACUAGACUUAAUCUGUGUCCAGAACUAGACUUAAUCCGUGUCCAGAAAACCGUUUUAUAGCGAUUUAUCCAUCAGGUUAUGUUCUAGAGAAGUUUAUAUAGCAUUAGUCUAAAGACUGUUGUUUCCUUUUAGCCAGUGAAAGCAUUCUGUGGACGGUCGUUGUAGAGUCUGUAUUGUGUCUGUCUACACGAAGAUACAGGUGUCGAAAGGGAACUGGUAGGUGGACGAAGGCAGUGAUGAUAUUACGGAGGUGCAGAGCUUGUAGGAUUUAUUUGACUAGGGACUGACUGGGAAGGGUAACGAGCUGGAGAACAACCUCCGAUACUUUCUUUAAGCCACGUUUAAAAUAGCUGGACUUGAGGUAGCUCUGGUCCAGGGUGUUGUUUCUUCCACUAAGGAAUUAGUGGAGGAAUUAAUGCCCUGGACCAGAGCUCUGGUACAGCAAGAGAGGGAGGUACCCAGUGAAUGUCCUUUUUUUUCAUUGAUAAAAGGCAGAUAGUAUCGUAUGUUGAAAUAAGUUAGAAACACAAGCUGUCAAAUCUCCUUUUUUAGGAUAACUUCUGUAAUAGACUUGGGAGGCAUUCUGUUCUUUUGAGAAUGUCGUAGUUCUCAUUUGUUCUGUUGUCACACUGAGGUAUUAAUGGCCAUGGAGUUAAAUCAAAAAUGGAGUAUAAAACACACAAUUCUGUAAGGUACGUUUUCCAUUGAAGUGUUUCAAGGGGUCUAUAUUCAUGUUAAUAAAUGUACAAGUACUUUGUUGGUCCCAGAGAGAGAGAGAAAAAAAACCUUUGUUAAUUAAGAUUUCCUGUACUAUCAAUAUGUAGUUUUAUUUUUCAUACAUUGACAAUAGUCCAACCUAAUUCUGGUCUAAUUCAUAACCUCAAAUGUUGUUAAAGUCAAACAUACUUUUAAAGCAUUUAAUUGUUGUGUUAUUGACUUGUUAUCAGUCAGUGUUGGCCAGUUUUACUGUUGUCUGAUUUCCUAGUUUUAACGACAGCAGGAAGUCGGGAAGGAAGGUGCUAUAUUUGAUUCAUGUUUUGUUUGGCUUGCUGGGCUUGUAUAGUUACUACCAUGUGUUCUGGAUUAUAGUUAGUUUAGCAGUUUUUUGUUGUUUUUGUUCAUUUAACAUAGGGAUGACCUCAUAAAAUUCAUUUGCAGUGUAUAUCCUAAUAUCUAUAGUCUUUUUUUUUUUUUAAGUUACGGAUUCCAUUCUAAUAUGUUGUUAAGGCUGAAGAGCUUGGAUCGGUCCCAAAUGGGAUCCUAUUCCCUAUGGGCCCUGGUCAAAAGUAGUGCACUUUUUAAAGGGAAUGCAGGUGCCAUUUGGGACUCCUUCCACGUUAGAAGAUCUGUCGCGGUCUAACUGUCUCGCUGUAUGUAGUGGGCCUUGUGAGUGUUGUGUUUUUAAUGGGUGACGACAGGAGAUCAGGUUGUGUAUAUUCUCUAAGUGUCUCGAUGUAGAGCUAAUUUAGGAUGAGGUUUUUUUUUUUUUUUUUUUUGGUGUGUCCCCCCCCCCCCCCCACUUGUAAAUCGUACGCAUAAGAGGGGAGAUGAGCACUCCUACUUUAAGACGCUAGAUGCAUCCGGGCCCCUAAACUUGUCCGUUCGUCAUCAGAAAGCCCCCUUUCCCCCGUGACUGUCUCCACAUCAUGGUAUUAUCUGUCUGUCUCCGGAGUGAUAGGGGUCAGUGAGGUGUAAGUCCUGUCAUCUUCCCAUGUUGGACUGGAACCAAUCACAAUGUUUAGGUGUCCCAAAUGGCGCUCUAUUCCUUAUAUAGUGCACUACUCUUGACCAGGACCCAUAGGGAAUAGGGUGCCAUUUUGAGAUGCGUCUCUGAUCUACGGGGGGGGGGGGUGCAGCAGCAGCAGCACCUCCUCUCUUAACUCCUUUCCCAGUUCAUCUCUCUGUGUUCAGGUGUGCUAACCAACCAAUGCCCCACUGCCCCCCGUCUGCCGUUCCAGUCGGAUGUUCUUCCUAUUUAUUGUGUAGCAGCAUGUCAUUGGAGCCCUUCUUGUUCCUGUAUGUUCUGCUUCUUGCUCCUGUUAUUAUUGCAUUGAUAACAAAUAAAGUUGAACAGAUGCAAAACAA